GCAUCCGCGGGACGAGGAGGCCUCCGGCCUCAGCGAGAGCUCCCAGGACGUGGGGCGGGCUCGGGUGGAAAGGGGGAGGGAAGGUGAAAUGCGAAUGGUUUGGGCAAAUUGGGCUUUGAGUGCGAAGAAAUGUGGGGCAUUUGGUUUUGUGGAGCUGCAGUUUUGGGGUAUUUUCACCGUUAUCUAUCGUCGACAUCUUGGCUAUGGUGUGUUUGUCACCGGAAUUGGUUGGAAGACGAACAACGGACUUCGUGGCACGUCUUCAUCCAAUCCGACACCGUUGGCGACGUCACGUUGCGACGGAAAGAUCGAGGCGAUGAAG
Messenger RNA from Durusdinium trenchii, 322 nucleotides. Lineage: Eukaryota; Dinophyceae; Suessiales; Symbiodiniaceae. The record is from the annotation of a GenBank genome assembly.